Molecule: messenger RNA, 2235 nt
Organism: Sporothrix brasiliensis 5110
Lineage: Eukaryota; Fungi; Ascomycota; Sordariomycetes; Ophiostomatales; Ophiostomataceae
Product: zn 2cys6 transcription factor
Exons: 3
Coding region: 1-2235 (744 amino acids)
Biological process (GO): DNA-templated transcription
Cellular component (GO): nucleus
Molecular function (GO): zinc ion binding; DNA binding
Source: RefSeq, a predicted model, not a curated record
AUGAAGCGCACACCAAACUAUUACGACGGGUAUGCAGGGCUGAACCCGACCGGCAGCUCCAUCGGCGAUACAGUCUAUGCCGCUGGCCCUACAGGCUAUGGUGGUUACGAAGCUGAACAACAGCUACCACAACACCCACACCAGCCACACCACCAACAGCAGCAUCCGCAGCCAUAUGGUCUUGGCAACAACGACAUAGGCAGCCCCACCAAGCGAAAAGCUGAUCAUACCAUCUACCGGGAGCAGGACAUGCGUCUCGGCACGCCGGCGGCCGAAGAAGCCGAUGGCAACUAUGAGUACGACAUGAACACAUACGGAGCCAGCCGGAGUCGCAACGACGGUGGCUUGAGUGCCGGCGAAUACGGAGAUAUGUCGGACCUGGCCACCGUCCGCCCGCAGAACCGUAGCGGCAAGGACGUGCGGAUGGUCAUCAACAACCACUCCAACAUAAACGUGCCCCUCGACCAGAGUGCAGGCAGCAGCGUGACCAGCAAUGAGUAUGCACCACCCACGCCAAGCGGAGACGCGGCCACGUACGAAGUCUACUCCAUUGGCGGUGCGGCCGGCAGUGUGGAGAGCCCGCCUGAUGACCAAAAGGGUGCCGGUACCAUCAACUCCAAUCCGAACAGCAACACGGCGAGCUCACCGACGGAUUCGUCAAGAAAGAAGCAAAAGCGCAACAAGCCCACAUUGUCAUGCUCUGAGGAAACAAGCAGAACAGCGGCGGCAGCUGGUGGUCGCCGAGUAACGCGGCCACUUUUGUCCAAGAAAGUGCCGGGCUCGUUCAGCUCGCUUUCCAUCCCGAACAUUGCCGAUCGAGGCAUCCUCAACGCCCACGUCGAGUCCCUGGGCUCGGUGGCUCUCUCUACUGGGCUUUUGUCCAAUGUACCCUACUCGGUACCCUCAGCCUCAAACGUCUUUGGCAUUGGAUCCGAACACCCAUUCGCCAACUACUGGACGUGUGAAGGCGGUCUGACCGAAGUGAUUUCUGUGCUGCCGGACAAGAUUCAGUCGGAUAUCCUACUCGUCCGGUACUUUGAGUGCUUCGACCCGGUCUACCCGAUGAUUGACCGGCACUACUUUUACACGGAAUUUGAAAACUUCUGGGCCUUGGCGCCCGAGGACAAGAAUAUGGUUGACCCGGCGUUCAUUGGUCUCCUCUUUGCCAUGCUGGCUCUGGGCACGCAAUUCGUCUCGUCCACAACACCCAAAGAGCGGAAGCAGACGGCCGAGUUCUAUGCGUCGGCCAGUAACCAGGCUCUGCGCCUGAGCUCGUACCUCAGCGCUGCAUCAGUCCGCUCGAUCCAGGCCAUGGUCCUAAUCACGUACUUUUUGAUCAACGACAACCACGCGUCCGACGGAUGGGCGUUUGCGGGCAUCCUCAUGCGCCAGGCGUACGCCAUGGGGCUGCACCGGGACCCAAACAUUGUGGUUCCGAAUGCAAGCCCAUACGAAAAGCAGCGGCGACGGAAAGUGUGGCAGGCGGUCCUGCUCCAGGACACGUUCAUGACGGUGCUUAUGUCGCUCCCACCGACGGCGACACACACGGAUGUCAACGUCGAGGACCUCGAGGAGGAAGACGACAUUGAAUCGAACAACAAAAACAGCGUGACUGAUACGGCGUAUAUUCGCGGAUCAUGGACGCUCGCCAAUCUCGUGCAGGAGGUGAUCAGCAGCCCGCGCUCGUUGGACGUACCCAUCUGCACGACGUCACGCCACAAGUCCAAGAUGGUGUCGGACUUCCGAGCCAUCUACCGCAGCUUCCCAGACAUCUUCCGCAGCUGGGACCCAGAGUCGGUGACGCAGCUGGCCAAGACGAACAAGCGGGUGGUCCGGCAAACGCUGUUUCUGAGCAGCAACUACUUUCAUAACCUGAUGCUGGUGCACGCCUCAGAGUCGGCCGACGUGCCGGUGAACGUGCGGGGCACCCUGGAGGCGGCGCAUGACGCCAUUACGUCCUUUUUUGUUCUCUUCAAGUUGUUUGAGAACGAAGCUGGCGUCUGGUGGGUGUUCAACCACCGGGCGUUCUUGGAGGCGCUGUGCAUCGGCGGCGUGCUCAAAGAGACCGUCUUUAAGAACAGCGGCGACCCGGUGGCCACGGCCAAGGACCCGCUGUAUGCACGCGCUCGUGCCGAUAUUGAAAAAAUGGUUGAGAUUAUGCGCAUCAUGGGCGAAGGCGAGCAGGGCUCUGAAGUCGCCAGGACACGCGUCAAGGUUCUCAGCGAGUUUUUGUAA